UGCUGCUGCUGAUGUAUCAUUCUCUUUAUAAAUUUUGUUUGAAGUAUUGGAAAAAAGUCUAAUUGUUUCUUCUUUUUUUUCAUGCUCUUAAGUUCUGUAGCUUCCCUUAAUUGUUUCAUGCCUUACCUUAAUAAAAAAAUUUCACGCUGACAGAGUUUGUGAUUCAAUUGGAUCUAUUAUAGUAGGUAUGUCUUCUCAUCUAUAUUGUGAGCAAUUUUGUAUAUUAAGUAAUCAUAUAAUAAAUUUUAAUUAAGUAUUGGAUAAAUGUUCUAAUUUAUUGGUUAUGUUUUUUUUCCUCCUAUCCUUAGGUUUUGUGACUUUCCUUUUCAAUUGUCUCCCUCGCUAACAAAGUUUGUAAUUCAAUUGGAGCUAUUGUAAGUGAUAUGUCUUCUCAUCUAUAUUGUUUUGUGACUUUCCUUUUCAGUUGUCUCCCUCGUUAACAAAAUUUGUGAUUCAAUUGGAUCUUUUGUAAGUGGAUCUUACUCAAAGGACUGUUUUCUACUGCUGCUUAUCGUGGAAAACUGUUACUAAGCCACAAGUCUUAACUUGCUUCUGCCUAUCAGCUCUCUCUUGGACUCCUAUAUACACUGUCAUAAGACAUCACCGAGAUGAUAAAAAAAUUAUUCCGAUCCAGCAACUCUUCUGUGGAACAAAAGACCAGAACCCUGAGGGACAAAAUCAACACUCUAAAAGCUAGAGAGUCUGAUGUUCGCACAGAGCUUGAGCAUGCAGAGUUUCAGCCUGGAAACAAGCGGAGAAACGAGGUUGACAACUGGUUGAAAAAUGUCCAAGUUAAAAAAGAUGAGGUUCAGAGCAUGCUAAAGGAUGGUCAAGAUCAAGGAUCUUCUUCCAACUCCAACCUCACUGGUCGUUUAGACAAAUUGAUUGCAGAAGUUGAUGAACUUAUUCAACAAGGUGAUAAGUUUCGAGAUCGCCUUGUCUUGCCUGAUCAAGAGAGCACAAGAUUGCCAUUGUGGCUGGGAAAAAAACCAGCAGGAACAAAUUUUCAACAGAAUUACAAAAGAAUUCUAGAGUGGUUACAACACCAGGAACACCACAUCAUCGGCGUGUAUGGAAUGGGAGGUGUAGGCAAAACGACACUCUUGAUGAGCAUACAUGAUGAACUCCUAAAGAAUUCGAACCUUUAUGGGCGUGUUUACUGGGUAACUGUCUCACAAAAUUGGAGUGUGCACAAAUUGCAAGAAGACAUUGCCAAAGUAAUUGGCUUGGGGAGUUUUGAGGAGGAUGAUAAGAGGAAGAGAGCGGCUAUAUUACACAAAAAAUUAGCUGCUAAUGGCCCGACUGUACUCAUCUUAGAUGACAUGUGGAAACAAUUUUCAGAAAAUGAUGUUGGUAUCCCCCUUGAAGGAAGUAGUUGCAAGACAAUUCUAACCACCCGCUCACUAGAAGUGUGUCGGAGAAUGGGAUGCAAAGACUUCGUCAUCAAGGCUGAAAUUCUCCAUGAAGUAGAGGCUUGGGACUUGUUUGUUGACAACCUUGGGCACUAUGACACACUUACAGUGGAAACAAAAGAAAUAGCUAAAGAUGUUGCAAAGGAGUGUGGCGGUUUACCACUAGCAAUUAAUACAAUGGCUUGUUGUAUGAGGGACAUAGUUGAUAUUCAUGAGUGGAAAAAUGCUUUGAAAGAGCUGAAAGAUGUUCGUGGGCAAGUUGAUAUGGAAGAUGAUGUGCUCCGAAUAUUGCAAUACAGUUAUGAUCGCCUAAAUGAUGAGAUGGUCCAGAACUGCUUCUUAAGCUGUAUACUAUAUCCUGAAGAUGAAGAUAUAGAAAGAGAAACAUUGAUAGAACUUUGGAUCAAUGAGGGACUGUUAGAUGAAAAAGAGAGUAAGGAAGAUCAAGUAGCAAAAGGACAUACUAUUCUAAAUAAACUAUUAAACUGGUGUUUGUUGGAGUCAACCUUCAACCGGAAUCAAAAAAAGUGUGUGAAGAUGCAUGAUUUAAUAAGAGACAUGACUAUUAAGAUGACUCGCUUCAUGGCAAAAUCAGGACUUAUGCUGAAGGAUGUGCCAGGAGAGGAGCAGUGGAGCGAGGAUCUCAAGAAGGUAUCGUUGAGUUAUAAUCGUAUAGAAGAGAUUCCAUGUGGCAUGGCACCUGUGACCCCGCAUCUCACAGUUCUGCUGCUUUCUCAUAAUUAUAAUCUUAGUAAAAUCCCAGAAUCAUUUGUUAUCCACAUGAGAUCCCUCACUGUUCUUGAUUUGUCUCACACCAAAAUCGAGAGUCUCCCGGAGAGUGUUUCUAAUUUGAAAAAUCUAAGAGCACUUCUUCUUCAAGAAUGUCACGCUCUUAGAGAUUUACCCUCAGUAGUACAGCUUACCAAACUGAGGAUUUUGAAGCUUUACAGAUUUUUCGGGGAUAUAGAGAACAAUUUUAUGGAACCACCUGAGGGGAUUGAGAGCUUAAAUCUUAAGGUGCUAUGUUUUGGCAAAUGGAUAAUGUUUGAUGAUGUGAUUAGGUUUAAUAGACUGAUAAAAUCUUGGCAGGGGUGUGAUGAGCUGUAUUGGACCCGUUUGGAGUUUAAUGGGGAAGAUGCGGAUAAAUCAUUUUAUGACUAUUAUGAUUUUGAUGAUUUUGAUGUAAAUGACCGGACUCUGUUGAUAGCUUCUGUUGAGUGCAAAGAGGAGUUGCCAAUAUUACCUAGCACAAUUAGACGGUUGGCGGUGUUUAAUAUUCGUGCAUUCGAGUAUCAAAGUCUGGGAAAUUUGUUCCCCUCAUUGGCAGGUACAAAAGAGUUGGAGAGUUUGUGGGUAGCAGAGUGUGAAGGAUUGGAGUACAUAUUAACAUCAAAAGUAGUUCCCUCUCUUGACAGCCUUGAGUAUUUAUGGGUGAACAGUAUGCCUGAUUUUAGAGGGUUAUCAAACUCACUUUCAGUUGCAGCCUUUUCCCAUAUUAAGAAGUUAGUUAUCCGGGAGUGUCCAAAGAUAAAGGUAUUAUUUCCAAGGAAGUUGCUACAACAAGACCAAGCUUUGUUUCCUUUGAUGGAAACACUCGAAGUGGGUGAGUGCGACGAGUUGGAGGAGAUAUUUGAAGGAGGUGGGAGGGAUAGUUGUUCAUCUUCAUCUUUAGAAAGUGAGAAAGUGAGAAUGCUGGAUUUAAAUGCUUCCAAUCCGAAUUCAAACCCCAACCCCAUCCUUAUUGAUCUCCCUAAGUUAAGGUGGUUAACACUGGGGAAUUUACCGAAGUUGAGAAGAAUUUACAAACACCUGCAUCUCUGUACUUUGUUGGAGGAGCUUAUUGUACGUGGUUCUCCAGAGAUAGAGCAGAUAUUUGAAUCAUCGGAACCCACCCUUGCUCUUCCCAAGUUAAGGGAAUUACAUUUAGAGGAUUUACCAAAGUUGAGCAGCAUAUAUAGAGGGUUACUCAUGUGCACUUCUCUGUUUAAAUUGACAAUCAUAGAUUUAGCAGGUAUGAAAGUGGUGUUUCCACGUCAGUUGGUAGAACAUGAGCAACCUGUCCUUCCAAAUCUGGAGGAACUUGAUGUGUCCGACUGUGACGAGUUGGAAGAGAUAUUUGAAGGAGGUGGGAGGUAUAGUUCAUGUUCCCAGAGUGAGAAAGUGAGAAUGCUGGAUUUAAAUGCUUCUAAUCCAAACCACAACUCCAUCCUUGUUGAUCUUCCUAAAUUAAGGAAGUUAAGUCUGUGGCAGCUACCGAAGUUAAGAAGAAUUUACGGACACCUGCAUCUUUGUCCUUCGUUGAGGGAGCUUAGUAUAUUUCAUUGUGCAGAGAUAGAGCAGAUAUUUGAAGCAUCAAAACCCACCCUUGCUCUUCCCAAGUUACGGGAUUUAUUUUUAAUUAAUUUACCAAAGUUGAGCAGCAUACAUAGAGGGUUACUCCUGUGCACUUCUUUACGCUGGCUCUCUGUAAAAGAAUGUUCAAAGCUGAAGAGGGUGCCGCUGUUGUCCGAGCACCUAAUAUGCGAUGACUCACCAAGUGCUUUGCUUUCCCUGCCCACGGAUUCCGAAGAUCCAGAAUUAUGGGACCUCUUGCGUCGCAACUACCCCGAAGAUGCACGUCUUCUUUCUGCAGAAAUAGGAUGUCAUCAGAAGCCCCAGCUAAAGCACAAAAGAAAAAGGGCCUCUUCACUCUGACUUUCUUCUCCUCUUCAAUCAAGUGGAUAGUCAUAGUAAUAUUUGGUUUGGUAAAUAGUAAAUAUAGUCAUAGUAAUAUCAAUGUGGAGUAUUCGUUGAAAUAAGCACAACAUCAAUUGUUAUAGUACAUUAAAUGUUCUGUUUCGUAGUAGACCUAUAGUUUUGGUAAUUUUUCAGAAAUGGAACUAGUAGCAUGUUUUCCAGGGAGUUCUCUUUUCUCGGUUCAUUUUUUUCAUUGGGUAACAGUUUGAAUUUUUUCCUUGGAUAAUGCAAAAGUGGGUUUUAAUUCCCAAAAUAUGCCCAAAAAAAUUAAAAUUCCCUGCGUACCGUCCACGUAGGACGGCACGCGAGAAAUUUUUUUUUUU
Molecule: messenger RNA, 4471 nt
Organism: Beta vulgaris subsp. vulgaris (sugar beet)
Lineage: Eukaryota; Viridiplantae; Streptophyta; Magnoliopsida; Caryophyllales; Amaranthaceae
Product: disease resistance protein SUMM2
Exons: 4
Coding region: 609-4106 (1165 amino acids)
Molecular function (GO): protein binding; ATP hydrolysis activity; ADP binding
Source: RefSeq, a predicted model, not a curated record